CACACUGGAGAGUGUGUUUGCGUCUGCACAUGUGUAUGUGUGAACAUGAGAUGGUCAAUUGUGACUAAGCUUCUCAUCCUUGCGAUUUUCAUCGUCAUCAUCUGCCUCCCGGAUUUUUUCACUUCAUACACAGUAUCAAAAGUCAACCUGGUCUGUUUGCCGUGUGAACGGGACAAGCGAGCCAAGAAGAGGGAAAACUGGCAGAGUGUGGAGGCUGAGGUGAAAAGAAAGAUGUCAUGUGACCCGCCUCCCAUCCCAGGAGAUGAGGAAUGGCGUGAGAGGUGUGACGAGAGAGAAGCUGACAGCGGCCCCACGUCAGACGACGCAAGCAGCGAAGAGCCUCACACGAGUUGGUAUAUGUGUGAAUCACAAGGCAGUGUGGCGGAAUUAUAUCAUAACAACUCAUUUUCAGCUGCAAAUGUCCACAUUGAGGUGUCAGUGAAGCUUCAACUAGGAAAUAGUACCUUUUUGAAGCUCACCUUAAGUGGCCACAGAAAUUCCAGCUCGCUGCGGCUUCAGCCACCUGAGGAGACGGACGACGGAGGUUGCAGCGUGGCAUCUUAUUGCUGUGCGCUAGUCCCGCCCACCUCUGAGACAUCCAAUCACACCGUUUGUCUGCUAAGACUGUCGAAUUACACAGUUUCUCCUGUAGCAGAAAAAGAGUUAGUCAAGACACAAGGUCCAGACGAGUGGAGUGCUGUGUUGAGGAUUCUCUGGCUGGUUCUCUUGUGUGUGGUAUUGCUGACCUUGAGCUCAGCUUUCCUCAGAAAAUUGAAACGGAGUGGACACUGCUGCAAGAAAGUACACCCGCUUGGUUAUAGCUUCACUGGGCAGCAACUGAAAGAUGGAAGCAAUGACAAGAUCAAGAUUUUAAAAGAGAGAAACCUUCAUAUGUGCGAGCUUCGCUCCACAUGGUCAGGAUUAUCUACUAUUCAAGAGGUCCAAGUAGCCGAUGAUGCAGAAACUGUACUGGAUGGACCUGUGGAAGACUCUUAUGUGACUGGUAAACCAACACAUUCCUAAUCUUCAUCACCGCCCAACAGUGACUUUUUCCCUGACAGAGGAGCUGAGCUGCUGAACACAGCUCGAGUCUCACAAAGAAAAAGAAACACAACAAUAUCAUCAUCCAUCCAUGACUAGGGUGUAAAGUGACUUCAUUUUCAAAUGCUCAUUAACAUUACAACGCAACGUUUCCACACAAAA
Messenger RNA from Syngnathus acus (greater pipefish), 1203 nucleotides. RefSeq lists its product as uncharacterized. NCBI's taxonomy places the organism in Eukaryota, Metazoa, Chordata, Actinopteri, Syngnathiformes, Syngnathidae. The transcript has 10 exons. The record is from RefSeq and is a predicted model, not a curated record. The coding region runs from base 46 to 1023 and encodes 325 amino acids.